Messenger RNA from Suillus paluster, 911 nucleotides. RefSeq lists its product as uncharacterized. Lineage: Eukaryota; Fungi; Basidiomycota; Agaricomycetes; Boletales; Suillaceae. Gene Ontology annotation, biological process: C-terminal protein methylation. The transcript has 2 exons. The coding region runs from base 35 to 745 and encodes 236 amino acids. The record is from RefSeq and is a predicted model, not a curated record. Gene Ontology annotation, cellular component: membrane. Gene Ontology annotation, molecular function: protein C-terminal S-isoprenylcysteine carboxyl O-methyltransferase activity.
ACACGAUAAGCACUUAACUCACCGAUCACCCACGAUGUCCCUCGCAAAGCUCCCAUUAAUUUUUGUAGCUGCAGUUGGUUUUCAUAUCUCUGUUACUGCUCCAGAUGCCGCUGAACGAGAUCGGGUCGUGAUUCCAAGUGCAAUAGAGAGACUUCUCACACCCUUUAGUGUGCUCGUGCCGCGCUUUCUGAAAGGUACAAUAUGGCUUGUGACUGCUGCUGAGACUGCAGUCAUUUUGACACGUUACAUUCCGCCGCAUCACAUAUCGCCGGGAAUCGCGGAUGUGCUGGGGAAACUAGGGACCCCUGACGCAAGCAAACUCACUACGAUAUCAGUUUUGGGGAGCUUGAUGGUUGUGAUGUCAAGCUACAUUCGUUGGAAGUGCUACAGAACGUUGGGACGCUUCUUCACGUAUGAGCUAUCUAUCCGAGACGAUCACAAACUUAUAACAAGCGGACCCUACUCGGUGGUGAGACACCCAAGCUACACAGGGCUAGCCAUAUCUUUCGCUGGCGCGUGUUUGACAUACGGUGCUCCUGGCUCCUGGCUCCGAGAAUCAGGAAUUCUCGGCCUGCCAUUCGUGAGUGGAGUUGCGAAGAUAUGGACAGCGUUGAUGGUGAUCGUGGUGGCGUGCUUGGCUGUAAGGAUUCCGCACGAGGACAAACUGAUGGCGCAGAGCAUUGGGAAGGAGUGGGAGGAGUGGGCCCAGCGCGUGAAAUAUCGACUCAUACCCGGCAUCUACUAGCACCAUGUUUGCUUUCAUAAUUACACUUGAGCUGAACCAUCUGAAUGCACAACUCUCUUUGGAGUAUCUCCAACGGAGAAGAAGGGGAACCAUGGCGUUGCUGAGGAAACUUGCACUCUGGAGGAGAUUGUACUGGCCAGAGGCAAGGCAACACUGCUGGAUUGGA